UGAAGUCUCCUAGUUGUCCGUACUGGAGAGUCUAGACAACUCCACUCAAUCAACGAGUCCUCAAAUCUCCAACUCCUUUUUCCUUUCAGUCCAAAAUCAAACACCUGGUGGGUCUUCAUGAUUUCUCCUCAAUCUUUUUCACAUAAUUCAGAAUUACCCAUCAAGACAAAGCCAAGUAGUUUGAUAUUUUUCAAGUUGAUAAUUUUGUAGAGCAGUAGUAAUGAUAUUACCAGUAGCAAAGCUAGGAACACUUGCCUUAAAGACAAUCUGCAAACCCAUUGCUAGACGCAUCAAGAAAGAGGCUACCUUUCACCCUCAAUUUAGAUUGUUCAUCACCAAUAUUGCCCAGGCAAACCACAGAUUAACAACAACUAUACAGAGGCAAAUUUAUGGACAUGCGACAGACGUUGCAAUUCGCCCUCUGAAUGAAGAAAAAGCUGUUCAAGCUGCUGCUGACCUGUUGGGUGAACUCUUUGUUUUUGCGCGUGUAAUUGAUUUUUCUACCCCGUGGUUUGACUUGCUCUCAAUUUGCUCUGUUUGUCAGAAGUUAGGGGCUACUGCUGCUGCUGCUCCCCCAUUGCCUCCGCCACUGGUGAUGGAUGUUGUGAGUUGUGACUCAACUAUAUCCAUGAAUCACGUGAAAGAGUGCAACUUGUAG
Messenger RNA from Coffea eugenioides, 658 nucleotides. RefSeq names its product putative OPA3-like protein CG13603. Bases 221 to 658 code for a protein of 145 amino acids. The record is from RefSeq and is a predicted model, not a curated record. Gene Ontology annotation, cellular component: mitochondrion. The transcript is spliced from 4 exons. Gene Ontology annotation, biological process: regulation of lipid metabolic process. Lineage: Eukaryota; Viridiplantae; Streptophyta; Magnoliopsida; Gentianales; Rubiaceae.